Molecule: messenger RNA, 1599 nt
Organism: Dermacentor silvarum
Lineage: Eukaryota; Metazoa; Arthropoda; Arachnida; Ixodida; Ixodidae
Product: pre-mRNA-splicing factor 38B-like
Exons: 1
Coding region: 1-1599 (532 amino acids)
Source: RefSeq, a predicted model, not a curated record
AUGUCGGCGCCGGCGGGGAGCAAGCCUGCCGCGGAGGGCGAGAAGCCACGCAAGUCGUCCAAGUCGCAGGGCAGUAGCAGCAAGGAGAGCCGCAGGAAAUCCUCGGAGACGGAAAAGUCUGGCAGCCGCGAAAAGAGCGAAGAGAGGAGCUCGAAGAGCAAGGACAGCAAGCAUAAGGACAGUAAAAGUAAGGACAGUAAGAGCAAGGGGAGCAAGACACCGGACAAAUCGGGCGAGAAGAGCCACGAGAAGUCAGGGAGCACUAAGAGCAAGUCUAGCAAGAUCAGCAAGACUAGCAAGACGAGUGACAAGACUGCUGACAAGUCUGGCGAGAAAAGCCACGAGAAGUCGGGAAGCAAGACCGACAAGUCGGGUGAACAAAGCCACGAGAAAUCCGGAAGCAAGACGGAGAAGAGUAAGAGUGGUGAGCACAGUCACGAAAAGUCCGGAAGCAAGUCCGACAAGAGCGGAAGCAAGACUGAUAAGGGCGCAAGCAAGACUGAGAAAAGCGGAAGCAAGAGCGAUAGCAAGAGUGGAAGCAAGAGCGGUGAAAGGAGCCAGGAUAAAUCCGGAAGCAAGACGGAGAAAAGCAAAAGCGGCGAUCAAAGUCACGAGAAGUCCGGAAGCAAGACCGAGAAGAGCAAAAGCGGUGAGCACAGUCACGAGAAGUCCGGAAGCAAGACCGAGAAGAGCAAAAGCGGUGAGCACAGUCAUGAGAAGUCCGGGAGCAAGACAGAGAAGAGUGGAAGCAAGAGCGGCAGCAAAAGUGCCGACAAGACCGGAAGCAAGAGCGGAGAAAAAAGUGGCAGCAAGUCGGGAAGCAAGAGUGAUGAAAAAUCUGGUGAGAAGACGGGCGAGAAAACUACCAAGAGCAAGAGCUCGAGCCAGGAAAAGAGCAAGGAGAGCCAGAAGAGUAAAGGCAGCAAGAAGGAAGGCGACAAGAGCCAAGAGAAGUCCCAGGAGAAGUCGCAGAAGUCGCAGGACAAGAGCGGCGACAAAAGCCACAAGAGCGGCGGCACCCCGAAGGAAAGCGGCGGCAGCCAACGCGAAGGGAGUCAGCAACAGCAGGGCGACGGCCGAGACCAAGUGAUGGGUGUCGACAGGGGCCUGGAAGGCAUCAACCAGCUGCCCGAGACGCACGCUCUGCGACUGACGUACCAGAACGCGAUGCUCACCGUGCGCAACAGGCAACUGCAGUGGCUCAUCUCCGAGCUCAAGCAGGAGCACCUGAUCACGCUGCAGCAGGUGGGCCAACUGCGGAAGCGGCGUGGCGUGUUCACGGGGCCGUCGGCCAUCAUGGUGGACAGAGCCGUGUCGGCGAUGCUGAUCGCCGGCGAGACCGGUCCAGGCGUCGGCGGCACCGCCGCGACUGGCGAGUCCUCGGGCGCGACGCGCUUCGAUGACUCGCGCUAUGCCAACUUGCCUUCGGUCGUGGUGAACAUCGAAGACAAGGGGAUCUCGGCGCAGGAUGACAGCUUGUACACCUUCGGCCGGAUGGUCAAGGGCACGAGGAAGUGCAAGCACAUGGCCGGCCCGCACGACGACAUCAACUGGGAGGACCUGCAGGCGCGUCUCCUGCCGGCAUUCUACACGUUCUGA